This is a messenger RNA of Funneliformis geosporum, 595 nucleotides long. NCBI's taxonomy places the organism in Eukaryota, Fungi, Glomeromycota, Glomeromycetes, Glomerales, Glomeraceae. The record is from the annotation of a GenBank genome assembly.
AUGUUAUACAUAGAUCAUCAAAUUUCACCAAAUAACAUGCUUUCAACAACUCCUCAACGGAAUAACCUUAUUUGCUACCUAUGCAAGCAGCUAGGACAUAUAAAGAGAAAUUAUCCUAAUAGUUUUAACGUUCUAAUUAAUAGCCAAAAUUAUCAAUAUAAUCAAACUACAGGAAGUAACAUAUCAAGUCCUACUCACCCAAUACAACCAACCGUUAACGUUGCUUCAGUAAAAAACCCUUUGAUUCCACCAAUAAAUAAUAUGGUUAAUCCCUACACGCUUCAACAAUUUUUUGAUCAACCUGCCAGCAUCACUAAUGGACACAAAGAAGCCAAAAGAUCCAAUUAUUGUGGAAGAAAAAAUGAGAACAUUGAAUUGAACUAUGUGAGUAGAUCUGAAAAGAGAGCCAUGGCAUUGUAUUGUGAUGCAUACAUUAAAAAUGUGAAAAUUUCGUUAAUAAUUUACUUUGGUUCUACUGGAUGUAUAAUUUCCCUAAAGUUGCUUAAAGACUUGGAUAUGGAGAUAACAGGAGCAUCUAAAAUAAUAAUGGUUAACGUAAACAGUGAAAAAAGAAGACCCUUAGAGGCUGUUACAG